Frankliniella occidentalis (western flower thrips) is the source of this 2903-nucleotide messenger RNA. Its product is annotated as CCA tRNA nucleotidyltransferase 1, mitochondrial. Gene Ontology annotation, molecular function: nucleotidyltransferase activity; RNA binding. The coding region runs from base 407 to 1798 and encodes 463 amino acids. The transcript is spliced from 11 exons. NCBI's taxonomy places the organism in Eukaryota, Metazoa, Arthropoda, Insecta, Thysanoptera, Thripidae. Gene Ontology annotation, biological process: RNA processing. The record is from RefSeq and is a predicted model, not a curated record.
UUACCUCAUAGUUCUCUCGUGGUUAUGGUCAUUGUGAUUCAUUCCUUCCUUUCGUUUCUUGGGAAAGUGAAUCAACAAACAAAAGCGUCUUUCGUCGGAGCUACAAUCCUAGAGCUUCAACUGAGUAGAAAUAGAAUAAUUGCCGAAUGUGCCGAAUAAAAGCCGAUGGGCGGUGGGCGAUGCCGUUUAUUUGCAACUUGGACGGCAAUGCAACGGCCGAGCUAAAGCCGCUACGGUUAACCUGUUUCAAGAAAAUCAGAUCUUCAAAUUUAGUUAACGGAUGAAUAGGGUAGGUUGGCACUUCAGGAUAAACACACGGGCCCCAAUUUAACAACGUUUAUUGUCUUUGACCGUCAUAUGCACAACAUUCAUCAUAACUUUUCAUGUGAAAGAAGUGACAGCGGGCAUGUAUUGUUUAUCGCGGUUCUUUAUUGCUUGCUGCGUUGUUGGAUCCUCUAAGUCCGCUAUUAAUUGCCUUGGCCUCGGAGGAAGACUCUCUUCAAGUUUGUCAAAACACAUCUUUAAAGUCCGUGAUAAUCCAAUUAUUAUGAAACUGGAUAGUAAAGAGUUUAAAGCGGUGUUUACACCUGAGCUCGAAACUCUAGCAAACAUAUUCCGCAAGAACAAUUAUGAGAUACGAAUUGCUGGGGGUGCUGUCAGAGAUCUUCUUAUGGGUAAACAGCCCAAGGAUCUCGAUUUUGCUACUGUGGCCACUCCAGAUGAAAUGAAAGAAAUGUUAAACAAUGAAGGAAUCCGUAUGAUAAAUCCCAAAGGAGAGGCUCAUGGUACUAUCACAGCACGUAUCAAUGACUCUCAAAAUUUUGAAAUUACAACAUUGAGAAUAGAUAUUGAAACUGAUGGGAGACAUGCCAAAGUACAAUUUACCAAGGACUGGCGUUUAGAUGCGAACCGAAGAGAUCUGACUAUCAAUUCUAUGUUCCUAGAUCUUGAUGGUACUGUGUAUGACUACUUCCAUGGGUAUGACGAUCUUGUAAAGAGAAGAGUUGUUUUUGUAGGGCAUGCAGAGGAUCGGAUAAGGGAGGAUUAUCUUCGUAUUCUUCGUUUCUUUAGAUUUUUUGGAAGAAUUUCAACUGAUCCAAAUAAUUAUGAUUCUGAAACUAUUAAUGUCAUUAAAGCCAAUGCCAGUGGCUUAGAUAGGAUAGCAGGGGAACGCAUCUGGUCUGAGCUGCGUCUCAUCCUCUCAGGAAACCAUGGACCACUCAUAUUUGAUAAAAUGUUAUCGAUUGGUUUGGGUCCUCAUUUAGGUCUUCCUGAAGAACCUAAUAGAAAAGAACUUUUGUCAUUAAUUGAAAGGACAAGAGGUACUGUACUUAAUCCAGUUACAUACUUAUCAGCAUGCAUUAAUGAUUUGAAAGAGGCCCUGACACUAAAUGCGCGUCUGAAAAUGUCCACAUUUGAAAGAGAACUAGCCUAUUUUAUUGUAGAACAUCGAGCCGAAAAUUGUGACAUAAAACCAUUGUUGCGCUUUCAGAAGUUAAUGUUAAACACAAAGUUUAAGGUGUCAGACGUGCGUCAAUGGUGUGUUGAAGUUUUGUUGUAUGAUGGCCGUUCAGAACUGGCUGAAGAAAUAAAGCAAUGGGAAAUGCCACGGUUGCCAGUCACUGGCAGUGACUUGAAAUUCCAUGUUCCAAAUGCGAGACAAAUGUCUGUAGUUGUGUCAGAACUAAAAAAUUACUGGGCUGAUAACGAUUACAAACCAGAAGCUGAAGAAUUGUUAGCCUUGGUUCCCAAAAUCCUAGAAGAAAAUGUGCAACCAGUACCAAAGAAAAAGAAAUAGGCUCACCAUGGAUAUAGGAGUCUUUGUUUGGUAAGUGCUUUUCUGUGACAUUUGUACUGCUCCACCAACAACCUCAGUCAGAGAUGACUUUUUGCUUCAUGUGUAAUGUACAUUGUGUGUCCUUGUGCAAAACAAUCUGAAACUGCUCCAAACCAAUUUAUUUUUAAGUUGGAUGAUGUGCUUUUUACAGACUAGUAUUUUUCCUACUCGGUAAUAUUUCUAAUACACCUUCAUCAAAAGGAAUGUUUGUUGUACACAAUCCUCUUUAAGCUCUUUGGCCUAAAUCUCCCUUAGCUACUAAGUUCCAAUUUUUAUUUUACAUCCCUAAAUCUUUAACUUUGCUUUUAGUAUGUUGCUGGGGGUUUCUUUCUUUAUUCUCUUUGUAAUGAUUAUAAGAUGAGUCAUUGACAAUGACCAGAAAAUUUUCCCACUAAACCACCUUAUGGUGAAUCAAGAAACACCAUUCUUGCCAUUAGGUUAAUGGUACUGUGUUUCAUACCUAAUUUACACUUACACAGUUUCAGAUACAAUUUUAUUCUAUCCUUUUUACACAGAUUCAGAUACAAUUUUAUUCUUUUCUUUUUAUUAGAGAUUCUUCCAUUUUCUGUUUUUCAGCAUUAACAGAAAUUCGAAUUUAUUACAAGGGACUUAACAGGCACAACACAAAAAUUUGCCUCAGCAAAUAGCCUUACCUAUGUAUGUACUAGGUGUAUCAGAGCCAAAACGUGUUGCGGAGCGUUGCCUUCUCUAUUGGGCUCCCGGGGCAAGGGUGCCUUAUGGGCAGGGAGAGUAGACAAACCUGCAACACUGGGGGGUUUGCUCUGAUACACCCCGUGCAAGUUGUAAAAUGGUCCAAAUUACAAAGUAAUGUUAGACAAAUUCAAUUUAGGUAAUUAGAAAUUUUCAUGUACCAGUACUUUAAUGUUUAAGUAAUAGAAAAACCUGAGCAAACAUCUGUAUAAGAACCUAAUAUUAUUGUCAUGAGUAAGUACAAUGCAUGAUGUAAACCUCUGAAAAAGCAGUGGAGCAUUAACUGCAUCGGUCAAUGGAAGUUACUGUCCUAUGACUCUACAAAUAAAUAAAUAAACAUCAUAAAAUACAUCAA